Molecule: messenger RNA, 2762 nt
Organism: Apus apus (common swift)
Lineage: Eukaryota; Metazoa; Chordata; Aves; Apodiformes; Apodidae
Gene: MGAT4B
Product: alpha-1,3-mannosyl-glycoprotein 4-beta-N-acetylglucosaminyltransferase B
Exons: 15
Coding region: 160-1800 (546 amino acids)
Biological process (GO): protein N-linked glycosylation
Cellular component (GO): endoplasmic reticulum; Golgi stack; endoplasmic reticulum-Golgi intermediate compartment
Molecular function (GO): acetylglucosaminyltransferase activity
Source: RefSeq, a predicted model, not a curated record
CCGGCCCGGCGCGGCCGCUGCGCUCGGCCGGGCGGGCGGCUCGUCCCGCUCCGCUCCGCGCUCCGCUCCGCGCUCCGCUCCGCGCUCGCCGGGGCCCCGGGGGCAGCCCAGGCCGCGCCGCGCCCGGGACAUGCGGCAGCCCCCGCCGGCGAGGAGGCGAUGAGGCUCCGCAGCGGCACGGCGCUCACGCUGCUGCUCGGCUGCCUGUGCGCCCUGCUCUCGCUCUCCUGGUACGGCGCCUUCGGCGGGCACAAAGGUGACGUUGUGGACAUCUACCAGCGGGAGUUUCUCGCCCUCCGGGACCGCCUGCACGCAGCCGAGCAGGAGAGCCUGAAGCGCUCCAAGGAGCUCAACCUGGUCCUGGAGGAGAUCAAGAGAGCCAUCUCGGAGAAGCAGGCCCUGCGGGAUAUAAACCGGACCUGGAGCAGCUUAUCUGACGAAACCAAGUUAAAACUGUGGAAUAUCACCAACAAGAAUGUGCUGCACCUCCCCACCAUCUUCCAUCAUUUGCCACAUUUGCUGUCAAAGGAGAACAGUCUGCAGCCAGCCGUGCAUGUGGGACAGGGGCGCACUGGAGUGUCCGUUGUGAUGGGAAUUCCCAGCGUGAAGCGGGAGGUGCAUUCCUACCUCACUGACACCCUCAACUCCCUCAUCUCAGAGCUCACGCAGCAGGAGAAGGAGGACUCUGUCAUCGUUGUCCUCAUUGCUGAGACGGACCCACAGUACACAGCCGGCGUGGCAGACAGCAUCAAAACCCUAUUCCCUAAGGAAAUACACUCAGGUCUCCUAGAGGUAAUUUCCCCGUCUCCACAUUUCUAUCCUGAUUUCUCCCACCUGCGGGAAUCCUUUGGGGACCCCAAGGAAAGAGUCAGGUGGAGGACGAAGCAGAACCUCGACUACUGCUUUUUAAUGAUGUAUGCCCAGUCCAAAGGCAUCUAUUACGUGCAGCUGGAGGAUGAUAUUGUGGCCAAACCAAACUAUCUCAGCACGAUGAAGAACUUUGCCUUGCAACAGCCCUCUGAGGAGUGGAUGAUCCUGGAGUUUUCUCAGCUGGGGUUUAUUGGAAAAAUGUUCAAGUCUCUGGAUCUGAGCUUGAUUGUGGAGUUCAUCUUGAUGUUCUAUAAAGACAAACCCAUUGACUGGCUGCUGGAUCACAUCCUUUGGGUGAAAGUCUGCAACCCUGAGAAAGAUGCAAAACACUGCGACAGGCAGAAGGCAAACCUGAGGAUCCGCUUCAAGCCCUCGCUCUUCCAGCACGUGGGAACCCACUCCUCCUUGGCUGGGAAGAUACAGAAGCUGAAGGACAAGGACUUUGGCAAGCAGGCCCUGAGGAAAGAGCACGUCAACCCUCCAGCAGAGGUGAGCACCAGCCUGAAAACCUACCAGCACUUCACCUUGGAGAAGGCUUACCUGCGGGAGGACUUCUUCUGGGCCUUCACUCCCACUGCUGGUGACUUCAUCAGAUUCAGAUUCUUCAAACCGAUCCGCAUCGAAAGGUUCUUCUUCCGCAGCGGGAACAUCGAGCACCCAGAAGACAAACUCUUCAAUACAACUGUGGAGGUUUUGCCGUUUGACAGCCUGCAGUCAGAUAAGGAAGCCUUGCAGGAGGGAAGAGGAACAGUCGUCAAAUACCGCAGGACACCAGAUGGCUACAUCCAGAUAGGUUCCUUCUCCAAGGGUGUUGCAGAGGGUGAGGUGGACCCAUCCUUCGGGCCCCUGGAGGCCAUCAGGCUGACCAUCCAGACUGACUCCCCAGUGUGGAUCAUCUUGAGCGAGAUUUUCAUCAAAAAAGCCGAGUGACGCGGGUGUGCAGAAGGGUGCCCACACGUGUGGAUCCCCGGGCCGGCUCCCUCCCCUUCAGCUCCCUCCUCCCCGCGGCGCCUCGCCGGGACACGGCCCCGCGCACCCACAGGGCUCGGCCAACCGGCCGCCGGGCCCGCACCCACAGCCCCCGCGGCUGCUGCGGGGCCAGGACGUCGUCUCCUCUGGAAGAAGAGCAGAAAUGAACCCCACUUCCCCGCGCAGGGGCCGGCUCUGCUGCCCUCGGCCCCUCGGGUGCACGGCUGCCGCACCGACACGGAACAGUUUGGGGUCGGGAUGAGCGUUAGUGAAGUGUGGGGACAAAAAGCACCUUCAGCCCGGGACAGGGCAAGGUCUUGGCUGUCUUUGGGGACAGAGCAGGGCAGGCUUGGUCACUCUGAGUCCUGCCAGCUGAGCCUGCAGGUGUGCUGGGAGGGAGCCGGCCAGGAGCCGAAGCCUGCCUUGCCUUCGCCCAGGUAACGGUCCUGGCCACAGCUGAGGAUGAAGCAGGGGUGAAGAUGGACCCUCCUUCAGCAGAGGAGGAACAAACCCAGAGGGGUUGGAGCUGUGAGUAUGGCAGGGAAAACAAAACAAUAAACUACGCCGCACUGUGCCUGCCAGCAUCAAACACAGCCCCUUGACUCACGGUGAAGUCUCCAGUGUUUUCAUGCCUUGAGAUUGAGUGCAGAAACCAUCUUUUUAAAAUAACUAUUUCAGUUAUUGAUUGAUGUGAAUUUUUUGGGGGAAGGAAAAAAAAACAAUGCAGAAGUAGCCCAGUUCAAAAAUAGUAGGGAUUAGUGUAAAUCCCAAUGUCUCUUCAGCUAUACACUGGAAUGCAUUAUACUACUUUAAUGUGCUGUAUUUUUUAUUAUUGGAUACAUUUGAUUUUUUUUCAAGUACAUCUCUAUAUAUAAAUAUAUAUAAAAUAAUGUGCACUGUAAUAAAAGCUAAAUUUAAACGUU